Molecule: messenger RNA, 3771 nt
Organism: Oikopleura dioica
Lineage: Eukaryota; Metazoa; Chordata; Appendicularia; Copelata; Oikopleuridae
Source: the annotation of a GenBank genome assembly
AUGGCUCCAGAUCCCGAUGAGAACUUCGAUCGUCAGUACUCUCUCGAAGAGCUUGUUGACUGCAGCGAGCUCAUUGUCCCUGAAAAGCCAGCAGCAAUCGGCGUCGGCGCGGAGGGAGACCCUCGACUCAUGAUCAAAGAGAUCGUCAACGAGAAUUUUAAAUCGUACGCUGGAACAAAAGUUAUUGGUCCUUUUCACAAAGCCUUCACGUCAAUCAUCGGACCUAAUGGCUCAGGAAAGUCAAACGUCAUCGACUCGAUGUUGUUUGUCUUUGGGUACCGAGCGCAGAAGAUCAGAUCGAAGAAAGUCUCAGUUCUGAUCCACAACUCGACCAAGUUCCCAAAUAUUCGCCAAGCAACUGUGUCUGUCAAAUUCCACAUGAUCGUCGACCGCGAAGGAGACGAAUACGAUGUCGUCCCAAACUCUGAAUUCACAGUCAGCAGGACUGCAUUCAAAGAUAACUCGUCCUGCUAUCACAUCGACGGGAGAAAGACGAACUUCAAAGAAGUCGGUAAAUUCUUGAGAACAAAGGGGAUUGACUUGGAUCACAACCGAUUCUUGAUUUUACAAGGCGAAGUUGAGCAAAUUUCACAAAUGAAACCAAAAGCUGACAACAAAAACGAAGAGGGCAUGCUUGAGUAUUUGGAAGACAUCAUCGGUUCUUCACGUCUAAAGCCACUCAUCGACAAGCUCGGUUACCAAGUAGAACAGCUCAACGACCACCGAGGUCAGCGAGAAGGCCGUUUGAAAAUCGCCGAGACGGAGAUGAACAAGCUCAAGCCCGAUUAUGAAGCUGGCGUCGCCUGGAUCACCAAAAAGAAUGAAAUGAUUCUUGACAUCAACAAGAUCCAUCAAGCGACAAUUUACCAGUGCAACCAAAAAACUGUGCGAGAUCGAGAAGAAUUACAGACUCUUGAGCAGCAACUUGCCCUCAUCGAAGAUGACAUCAAGGCGUACAAGGUCGAGAAUAAAGGGCAUUAUGUCGAGCAGAAAAAGAUCAAAAAGAAGCUCGUCAAAAUUCGAGAAACGAUGGAAAAGCUGAAGGAUGGAAUCGCAAAAUCCGAAGCAGACGCAAAGGGACUUAAAGAAGAGCAGAAAAAUAUAAAGAAGCGACAAGCUGCGCUAGAAAAAGAGCUCGAUAAAGAAGAGAAGAACGUGAAAAAUUCCAAGAGAUGCCGGCUAAGUAUUGACGAGCAGAAUCAAAAGAAAGACUACGAUAAGGCGAUCGAGGAAGUUGAAGCUAAAACGAAGGAUCUGCGAAAGCAAAAGGCUCCUUUGGAAAAGAAGCUUCUGGAAAUUCAAAACUCCGUCAACGAAAAGAAGCAAAUCCUCGACCAGGAAAAAGCCGUACUCGACGAGUACACUGCAAAAUAUGAUCGUGAGAAGAAUAAACUGCAUGAAAUGCAUGAAUCGAUCAAGGCCGCCGAAAAGACUGUCGCUGACAACACGGAGAAGAAAGAGCAACUUGAGAGCAGCAUCCCAGAAAUGGAACAAGCCGUGCGCGAGCGACAAGUAGAAGUAGAGCAGAUGAAGAAUCAGCGGCCAAAUAUUCAAUCCGAGAUUGAAAAACUCAGCUCGAAGCUGGCUGACGCUCAGGCAGAAGAAGGCGGUGGACGAAGCCGAGGAAAGGUGCAGGAGUACGUCAUGAACUUGAAGAAAACCGGAAAAGUUCCUGGUGUUGUCGGCCGACUCGGGGACCUUGGUGGUAUCGACCAGCGAUAUGAUGUUGCGCUCUCCUCUUCUUGCAAUAUGGAAUACAUCGUUGUCGAGCGAGCUGCAGAUGCUACGAAAAUCUUGGAAUACAUAAAGAGAGACAGAGUCGGGGCGGUAAGCUUCUUCGCCCUCGACAAGGUUAAACCUUUCGUCCCAGCAAGCCAGUUCAACCUUCCCGGCCCACGACUCGUCGAUCAAAUCCGCUGCGAUAGAGAAGAUUUGAUGGCUUGCUUCUUCCAAGCGUGUGGUAAUACUCUCGUGGCAAGAGAUUCAAAAGAAGCCGAGAAAUUUGCGUUCCACUGUGGACCUCGCCAGCGAGCCGUUUCCCUCGACGGUGUUCUUGUUGAGCCACACGGUGCGAUGACUGGUGGCGGUAGCAGAAAGCAAUCCGGAGCGAUGGGAGAGAAGCCACAGAUUAAUGUUCGCAAGGAGACGAUUUCAGAAGAGGAGAUUCAAGGAAUGAACACAGCUUUGAAUGAUCUCCGACAAGAACUUCGAGAUCUUGAUUCAAAGAUUCGCGAUGCAAACGGCUUCAUCGCUCGCACGACGAAAGAAAUCGCCAAGAAUAAGUCAGAGCUCCAGCAGCUCAGUGCGGCGUACGAUACAGCUUUGAAAAAGAUCGAGAUGGUGACAAAAAGCAUCAAGGAUCAGCAAAAGCGAGUAAAGGAUGCAACACCAGAGUCUGGCCGUCUUCAUGAGUUGCAAGAUGCCGUGAAGGAUGCUGAGUGCGAGUGGGGUGCCACAAAGGCUUCCGCGGAAUCUGUCCAAGAAGAAGUAGAAGAAAUCAACAAACAAAUUACGGCGAUGGGCAAAGGAAAAGUCGAGGGCAUCAAGAAGAUGAUGCAAAAGACAAAAGAUGCCAUCAAAGACGGAAAAAAGAAGCUCUUGAAGCUCGCUAACGAUCUCAAAACAGCUAGUCGAAAACAGAAAACGGCUGAGGAUAAUCUUCAAACACUCAAAGAAGAAAAGGAAGAGAAAGCUAACAGGCUGGAAGAGAUCGCGAAAGAAGUCGACGAGCUUGCUGCUGGAUACGCAGAAAUGAAAGACGAUCUUGUUGGAAUUGAAGAAGAUCAUCUUGGAGCCGCGCUUGAAACUGAGAAAGAGAUCGAUGCCAAAGUUGCUGACUCCGAAAAGGCGAUUGAGACGAAGAUCACUGACUUGAAAAAGAUCCAAGCGCAACGGAAUGAUAUCCAGUCAAAGCUGGUUCAUUACGAGACGAAAAUAAAGGAGUCCACUGAGAACUUGAAGCAUUUAAAGCUCACUUCGACUGGCGAAAAGGAUGAGGACCUUACGAUUCCAACAAUUCCCGACGAAGAACUCGCCGAAAUCGACACAAAUGCCGUUUCCGAGCAAGCUUCGAAAACUAAAAAGGCUCUUGACGAAUCGCGGCCGAAUCUCAGCGCUAUGAAAGAGUACCGCGAUAAGAAUGAGGUCUACACGGCUAGACGAGACGAGUUCAAUGAAAUCAACGAUGUGAGGAAUAAAAAGCGAGAGAUGCGAAACGAUCUCAUGAAAAUGCGACGAGAUGAGUUUACAAAGGGCUUUGAGAUCAUUACGGCAAAGGUCAAGCAAAUGUACCAGAUGAUCACCAUGGGAGGUGAUGCUGAACUUGAGCUUGUUAACACCCUUGCUCCAUUCGAAGAAGGCGUCGUUUUCACCGUCCGUCCUCCUAAAAAGAGUUGGAAGACGAUCAUGAACCUUUCCGGUGGAGAAAAAACCCUCUCGUCCCUAUCGUUGGUAUUCGCUCUCCAUCAUUACAAACCAACGCCUCUCUACGUCAUGGACGAGAUCGAUGCCGCGCUUGAUAUUAAAAACGUCUCAAUUGUGGCGAAUUACAUCAAGGACCGAACUAAAAACGCGCAGUUCGUCAUCAUCUCGCUGCGAAAUCAAAUGUUUGGUCUUUGCAGCCGCUUGAUCGGCAUCUACAAGACCCAUGACUGUACCAAACUGGUCCUCAUGGAAAACGACCCGGAGGAGGUCGCCAAACGAGCAGAAGAGCACGGCGAGAAGGAACGCACCCCUUUUACCAACGUCGCCAAUGUCACUGCUGAAUCAUAA